This is a messenger RNA of Schistocerca serialis cubense, 2954 nucleotides long. Its product is annotated as major royal jelly protein 1-like. Lineage: Eukaryota; Metazoa; Arthropoda; Insecta; Orthoptera; Acrididae. The record is from RefSeq and is a predicted model, not a curated record. Gene Ontology annotation, cellular component: extracellular region. Bases 172 to 1524 code for a protein of 450 amino acids. The transcript has 6 exons.
AGUUGGAAACGCACUCGCCAAUACUCUGUAAAGCCUUGUACGGUAUGUCACAGCAGUGAGUAAAAUACCAAGGGCUGUGAUAAGGGAAUCAGUCACCGUUCACGAAGCUGCAGCUGAUAUAGAAAACUUUUGUGUUGUUGGAUGAUACCAAAUCGCUGAGGACGCAAGAGAAUGACACGCCGCCUGUGUACCGCUGCUUUCUUGAUGCUCAUGCUGUUGGCAGCUUGCAAUGCCCACCAAAAGAGGUCAAACAUCAGGAGGCAGGGUAAUCUCAAGAAACACCCGACACUGUUAACCAGCAAGACAGCGAAACAUGUCAACUUGGGCAGAGCAGCUCUGGUAGGCAGCAGGAGGACAAAGAGCGGAGCAUCAAGCAGUCCAGAACUAGUGACCCUCAAGGCGAUCAAAGUGGCCACAUUCUACUUCGCAAACGACACGGAGGAGCAACAGCUGAAGGACAGCGGCGCCUACGACAGCAAAUCGGUGUUGCCGUAUGACGUAACAGCGGACGCAGAGAGCCGCAGCCGACUGUUCGUAACGACACCGCCGGUGAGGCGCGGCAUACCGGCCUCCCUGAGCACUGUGCCGUACGACGAGGCUGCCGACGCCCCCCUGACACCGUACCCCAGUCUGGAGCUUCACCGCACCACGGAGGACUCCAUCACCGACUGCCACUCGCAACUGGUGUCCGUCAUCCCCACCGCGAAAACAUGGAUGGAUGACGACACGCUGUACGCCCUUGACAGUGGCGUUCUGGACAUCACUACAAGUCCUAAUCAUGUCUGUCCACCCAAAAUUGUGGCUUUCAAUCUGCUAACCGAUGAGGUUAAAAGUACGACAGUUAUCGAGAAUUCUGCAUGUAACUCACUGUACACAGUAAUUGUGGUGGAGGAGUGUCCAGCCGGCAGUCUGGUGGCCUACAGCGCCGACUCGCUGGGCUUCCGUCUGACAGUUACCGACCUCGUCAACGGAGACUCCAAACACCUCCAGAGUCAGUACUUCUACCCCAAGCCCGGAUUCCUCUUCACUAAGGCGGGUGGACCGUCUGUUUUCCUCCCGUAUGGACUGUGCGGCAUGUCAGCAGAUAACAACUGCGAUGGGAAACUCUAUCUGCAGGCCUUCGCUAGCGACAUCCAGGACGUCUUGGACAAGGAGCUCAUCCACAACUCGAGCGACGGGGACGUCUUGGACACCAAAGCACAGUUGGCAUUACCUGGACGACUCUCGGGUCCCAACGGCCCGGUGGCUGUGGAUCCAACUGGCCAGCUGGUGUUCUUCCCCAUAGAAGACGACCUGGCUGUCUACUGCUGGAACACAAGCAAGGAGCACGACCCAAAGAACUUCCGUAUGAUCGCUCAAGACGACGAACGUUUACAGUAUAUAAGCAGCUUGAAGAUCGAUCGUGGCUCUCAACGAAUAUAUAUACAAAGCAAUCGGUUUACAAAGUACUUGUCCAAUGCUACCGACUAUUCUGAAGAUAACUAUUACCUUUUGUACAUUCCCAUGGACGGUUUACAAUGUUAGAUCAUCAAAUCCAGUCAACGUAUGUUUCCGGAGGGAACUAAAAGACAAAUAUUUCCUGUAUUCGCAAAUUUAUGUAUCAAUUGCAAAAUGUAACACAGAUACAGCUGCAUGAAAUUUAUAUCUGUAUCAUUUGCUUUAGCAACUCACUCAUUGAAAAUCUAACACUUAAAUCUUUCCUUCGCUCAAUACACGGACUCUUACACGCGAAUAGAAGAUGUCUUUUGGUAUCUUGUCUGUAUACAAAUUUCAUAAUACAAAUAAUCGCAAACAAAUAUCUUCUGCGACCUAACGAUGUAGUUUCUUGGUGCAUAGCGCCAAUGAGACAAAUUAAAUUUUCAUCGAACACAUGGUUAAGCGAAAUCUCGUCACAUUAGUUAGUAUUUAAGAACCAGAGAGUACAAACUUCGAGCAGAUUAUUCCAUUAAUUUAAAGCUUCAUAAGUCACCUUCUGCAUCGGACUACGUUCAAGGGCACGAUAUAGUUCUUGUUCUAAGUGAGUAAUUCAUGUAUCAUUUUGUUUAACCAGGAGGCGUAACUCAUAGUUUUCUUCAGAUGACAGAGCUCUUAUUGGCCAGACAAAAAAAGAGAGAACCGUGUACGAAGAACUAAAAUAUGUUUUAGGGAACGUUAUUAAUUUUUUUCUCCAAACGCACUUUCAAGCCUUGAGGAGAACGAUAGGAACUUGACUGACUUGGUUUGUUAAUGUGGUGUGUCUCGGUAGCUAACAGAAACUGGGCAGUCUUCCACUAUAAAGGCCCAAAGUUUCCUUUUCCAGCCAUCCUGAAAUUUUUUCUGUCGAUCAUCGCCUUUUAAUAAAGAUAGGUGGACGUGCAUAAUGUCGAUUUUCAUCGUGGUUUGCAGUCUCCUUAAAACGUGCAUCCCCUAAUAAUUGGCUAGGUGAGAAAGUUCGGAGGUCGGAGGAACUCAUAGGUAUGGUACCUGGAUUACGAGAACGUCACUGCGACUAGUGAUGGACAAACGACUGCUUUUAACAAUCAAAGAUUGACCAUUCAUUUGUUUUUCGUUUAUUAGUUUUCUUUCUCAAAACUUGUCUCUGCAGUCAUAUAAGCUGCAUGAAUGUAUUUCCACUCUCUCUCCUGGUUUGAUAUGUUUCACGUGGGACAACCGACUGACACAAGUCUCUUACGGUUACCUCAGCUACAUGCAUGCCUUCACUCAAGCUCUGGACGGGAGUAAUUUUACUUACACACUGGUUCAGCGUUUUCGGUCAUGCAUGAAACAAGACUAGGGUCGGCAGUUUUUUAGAGAUAACUACCGUAUCUCAUUUCAAGGAGAAAUUAACAAAAGAAUAUUUCUCAAAUUAAAAAGUUUUCAAAAUAUAUGUAUUUAUUUACCUAAAAAUAUAUUUCUGGCGAUCAGUAUGAAUUUCUGGUUGCUUUUGAAAAUUUUAUAGCUGGAUCUAUAUUGUA